GUUGGGUCAGUUUGAAAGCCCGCGCGGGCGUUGCGCUCCGCUGUGACGGCGGAGGAUGCUGCGAGCGAGCGGAGCCUGAGGCGCGGCGGGGUCCGACCGGGAUGCUUUGUUGCGUCUCCCGCCGGGCUACAAGCCUGGGUUCUCGGCGGGCAGUUGUGAAGUUGGUUUCUAAGAGAAAUGAACAGAAAUAACUCACUUUGAGGAAGGCAUGGCAAAACCAAAUACAAAACACAGAGUUUGUUCUCGGGAAUCUUCAGUAUCUUCUCUGUUAGCAAGCUGCAGCCUCAGUGGUAGUAAUUCCUCUACCGCUGAUGGCUCUGUUCAGUAUAAGGAUAAACUGUACAGUUCUGCAUCUCAGGCUCUACAGGCCUAUAUUGAUGAUUUUGAUCUAAGCCGGAUGUAUCCUGGUGUAAGCACUGGAAAGAUUAACAUUGGUAAAUGUCCUGCUAAUAUGCCAGAAUUCUCCAACUAUAUUUAUAAACCAAACCAUGCUUUUGAAAAAUUUCAUCACAAAAAAAGCUCCUUGUCCUCAUCUUCUAGAAGACGGACUAUUAAUGACAUAGACUCCAUUAGCCUAACAACUGAUGAUCUGUUAAAACUUCCAGCAGAUGGAUCAUUUCCUUUUACUUGUGUUGGACCAGGUCAUCAAGUUACCAAGAAAACCAAGAAAUGCAUUGGAAGACUGAGUUUAUCAGACACUGAAAAGAAUCAAAAUUUUCAAGAACCCUGCAUUGCCAGAAGCAAGGAUAACUUAGUUACUCCUGUGGUAUACACAAAUAUAAAUGGAAAGCAGUGUCAUAAGCUAAAAAACCUAAAACUUGUGAAUAAGACGAAUAAAUGUGUUUCUGAACCAUCUUUUUUUAAGAAAUCAUCUUUCAAGGACAGUUCAGAACUCGAUUUUGAAAAGAAUUACCCAAGAUGGCUCACUGGCCAUAAAUCUGACCUUAAUGUUUCAGGGAUAACUAGUAUACCUGAUUUCAAAUAUCCAGUCUGGCUCCACAAUCAAGACUUGCUACCUGACACAGAUAGACAAAGUAUUUAUAAAAUAUUUAAAGACGAGCAUUGUUCCCCAAGACAUAGUUAUCAGGCACAAAGAACUUCUCGACCUAUGAAUAAAUUAGAUUGUUUUGAAUAUUCUUUGGAACCCUCAAAUAUUUCAGAUUUCUUGAGUGGUGAUAAAAGAUUUGUUAAUGAAUAUAAAUGUGAUUCUGAGCAUAGCCAAUGUCAUUGUGAGAAUCCACUUCUUCCAGGACAAUCCAAAAAGCCAUUCAAUGGUGACAAAAUUGAAUUACUUAUCCUGAAGGCCAAGAGAAAUCUAGAGCAUUGUACUAAAUUACCAAAGUCGAUGAAACAGGAUGAUAGUCCUUGUUCAUUAGAUAAACUGGAAGCAGAAAGAUCGUGGGAAAAUGUGCCUGUUACUUUUAAAUCUCCUGUUCCUAUUAACUCUGAUGACAGUCCUCAACAAGCUCCAAGGACAAAGUAUGCUAAAAGUUUCCUUGAAGACUUUUUAAAUGAUGAUGAUCAGAGCUGUACCCUGUCUGGAGGAAAACAUCAUGGUCCUGUUGAAGCCCUGAAACAAAUGUUAUUUAAUCUUCAAGCCGUACAAGAAAGUUUUAAUCAGAAUAAAACUGUGGAGCCAAAAGGAGAGAUUAAACAAGUUUCAGAAGAUGAUUUCUCUAAAUUACAAUUGAAGGAAGGUAUGGUUCCGAUUACUAGGUCACUUCAAAAGGCUUUGCACCAUUUAUCUCGCCUGAGGGACCUGGUUGAUGAUACCAGUGGGAAACAGUCACCGAAAAUGUGAAGAGGAAAAUAAAAGUUUAACCAAUAAAUAGUCACCACAAAAACAAAAAUGUAUUUUUUUCCUAUUGCUUAAGCUGGCAGAAUAAUGAUAAGCCAUCCACUAUUCUGAUUGGUUCAAUUAUUAUAUAUUUAAAAAACAAACUUGAAAGUGUCUGUAGGUUUUGUGACCUAUCCUCAUUUUAUGCCAAAAUACCAGAAUGUGAACUGGAAGGACCUACACUAUUCUAUAGUCUGACUUUGGUCUUCAGGCCAGCAAAUGUCUAAUAUUCAAAGAUGGAUGGAUGAUUUCCGUUCUUGAAGCUCAUGUGGACUUAACCUUCUUCAGCAUCCUCGCCAUUUUAUCGUCUAGUUGUGGAUUAAGAAAUUCUUCCUGGUUUCUAUUUAAAAUCUCUUAAGUGGAGUAGACUUUUUGUUACAGUUAACAUCCACUUUUAAGGAACUUAAAAUUCUUGUGGUGUAUCUUAUCCAUAUGGAAGUAUGUUACUUUUAAAUUUUGUAAAUCAAAUAUUUAAGAUAUGUUGUAUUGCAAAUAACAUUAAUAAUGGGGUGGUUCAGUGUUAAAAGGAAUAUUGUUCUAUGUUGUGUAAUCCAAGAGAACUUUGUUUAAUUAAUGCUUUGAUUUGAUUCUCUAAAAGAUAGUCUUUUUUUAAGUUUUAUUUUAGAGAAAGAGGAAGAGGGAGAGAGAGAGAAGGAAACCGAUUUGUUGUUUCACUUA
Molecule: messenger RNA, 2515 nt
Organism: Myotis davidii
Lineage: Eukaryota; Metazoa; Chordata; Mammalia; Chiroptera; Vespertilionidae
Product: chromosome unknown open reading frame, human C18orf54
Exons: 8
Coding region: 209-1801 (530 amino acids)
Source: RefSeq, a predicted model, not a curated record